AUGGGAAAUUGCUUAGUUUUGCAGGCAAAUGUAAUUAGAGUCAUGAAAACAGACGGGAAGAUCCUAGAGUAUAAAGCUCCCAUGAAAGUAUAUCAAGUGUUAUCAGAAUUUGCUAACCAUGCAAUAUCUGAUUCACUACCUGUUGUCCAGCAUCUACGUGCAGAUACUGAGAUGGUUGGUGGCCGCCUGUACUAUCUUCUGCCACUACCAGUCCCCCGGCCAAAACCUGCAAAAAAGAAGGUCAAGUUUGCAGAUCAAGUUGAAGAAGCUGAUCAACAAGGGACUGGAGUGGUAAGGGUUAAGAUCAUCAUCAGCAAGCAAGAGUUGCAAGCACUAUUGAGUAAAGAUCAGAUAUCAGUUGAUGACAUGGUUCGCCAUCUUCAAAAGGAAAAAAGCUCAGAUGAAUUGAAUAGAUGUGCAGCUGAUGAGGAAGCAAAUUGCAAGGGAUGGAAGCCAAUGCUGGGCAGUAUACCUGAACUUGACUAG
Molecule: messenger RNA, 486 nt
Organism: Ipomoea nil (Japanese morning glory)
Lineage: Eukaryota; Viridiplantae; Streptophyta; Magnoliopsida; Solanales; Convolvulaceae
Exons: 1
Coding region: 1-486 (161 amino acids)
Source: RefSeq, a predicted model, not a curated record